AAGGAAAAGAGAAAUUUAUAGCAGUUCAAACUUUAGCAAAAAAUUGGUUAGCAUAUUUAGAAGUGAAGUACAAAGAGAUCAAUAUAAAAGAAAAUUUAAUAAUCAGUAAAGAGAAAAGUGAACAGAAUAAAAAAAAAAAUACCAACAAACCAAAAAAAUAA
Messenger RNA from Dentiscutata heterogama, 161 nucleotides. Lineage: Eukaryota; Fungi; Glomeromycota; Glomeromycetes; Diversisporales; Gigasporaceae. The record is from the annotation of a GenBank genome assembly.